This is a messenger RNA of Pangasianodon hypophthalmus (striped catfish), 1249 nucleotides long. RefSeq names its product RD3 domain-containing protein. The record is from RefSeq and is a predicted model, not a curated record. NCBI's taxonomy places the organism in Eukaryota, Metazoa, Chordata, Actinopteri, Siluriformes, Pangasiidae. The transcript is spliced from 3 exons. Bases 141 to 803 code for a protein of 220 amino acids.
CUUGGAUUCAUAUUUACAUAAUCUGCAAUACCUUUUUGUGUUACUCGAUAAUGUGCAUGUGCCCGUGACUAGAAAACUCGGAUUGGGGACAAACUGGAGUCAAUCUACAAUUCAGAAGUAGAAAAACAAUUAUCUGAAAGAUGUUCCCCUGGUCUGCUAUGUUCUCGCUGGAGCCGAAGAUUCCUGGCCAGCGCACACCGGAGGAGCUGGUCACUAACACUCUGAUGUUGGAGCUGGGUGCCAUGGUGAAGCGUACUGAACGUAUCUGCUUGGAGAGGGCCAGUGAGGUGCGUCGAAGCUCCUCAUCCUCACCAGACUACAGCUGGCUGGCCGGGCCUCAACCCCACGUACCGUACGAGCUCACGCCUAGAGAUGUGCUGGACUUGCAGGAGCUCUGUGCACGGAUCCCACCUCCACAGUGUGGCCCUGUCAUUGUCAGGUUUCGUAAUCUAGUGUCUGAGAUUGAGCCAGAGGUUCAUGAGGUCCCCCAGCUGUUCCGCUCGGUGCUGAGGGCCUGUCUGGAUGAGGAGCAGGCUGAUGAAGAGCUGCACAUGCGCACAGCCCGUUGGGAGAAGAGGCGCAGUAAGAGCCUUUCAUUCGUCACAUUCCGAUCCAAGUUCCGUGCACUUAGCCGUGGCAUGGGCAGCUUCAGCGGUUCUCGUGGCAACCUGCAGGAGGAAAACACAUGGUCAGAGGAGGAAGAGGAGGAAGCUGCGGAGCAGGUGAUGUCAGCGGCGCCACGAGCGAGAAGAGGGAGGAGCCACAGCAUGCCAGAAAUAAUCCCCACAGAGGGAUCUUCUUAGAGCUGCAGAGUGAGGAGCAAAGCAGUAGGGAACAGGGCAAUGUGGAGAGGAGGAGGGAAAGAUGGAGAUCUAAGAGAGUAGCACCAAUGUGCAAAACACGUAGCAUGAUGAAGUCUGUACAAGAGCUUGUGCUUACAUUGUUAUUCACACAUGUACUUACACCAAAGAUCAAAAGUAUGAACAGUUGAAACCUCAGUCUAGUGACUUUUUGAAUUUUUUUUGAAGAUUUGUUUAUAAUUACUGUACAUUAUUACCAAAGUUUCACAUUAAUAAAACUGCUUAUACCACAGCGCUGUUGAAUUCUCAAAUAUGAUUGGUCAGAAGGUGUUGAUUAAUUUUCUGUAACAGCAACUCUGAAAGUAGUGCCUGCUGCAAGGCUAAUCACAGGUUUAUAUUAAUGUGCUCAUUCUGAUACGUUAUCAUUCUAUAUGGUAACAGCUCAUUCA